GAGCGUUGUUACCGAACUAGGAAGGUCGGUCUAACUGUAGUAGCUAUUGUGAGCUCUCGUCUCUCUGUCGGGUGGUACAGCCAGUGUGCCAGUACUAGUACAGCUCUGCUCCGCUCCACCGCCGCUUGCGUUGCGCUGGUGCUGCUGCUGCUUACACAAUAACUGUGCAUCGAUAAAUCCGAAGAAGAAGCACACAGGAUAUAUUAAACGCAAAGAAAAAAGCUUAAAAACAAACUCUUAGGCUGUCCAUACAGCUUAACGAGUAUAACGAGUGUGUGUGAUUUGUUAUUGUUGUAUGCCCCAGCAUAAGCUAAAGAAGUGUGCAAAAAAGUUUUAACGGGGUAGUUUCCUGCGAAACCCCCUCUCUCUCCCCCGAUAGAACCAGAAGCCGCAAACAACUACGGCAACGGAAGAUAUUGUGUAAUCGCAUACGAGAUUUAAAAGUCAAGACGCAAGAUGCCGGCCAAAGCAGCUAAGAAAGAGAACUUAGAUGAUCUCAAACAGGAGUUGGAUAUUGACCAUCAUAAAAUCUCUCCUGAGGAGAUGUAUCAGCGCUUUCAGACACAUCCCGAAAAUGGUCUAAGUCAUGCCAAGGCUAAGGAGAAUUUAGAGCGAGAUGGUCCUAACGCGCUGACACCGCCCAAGCAGACACCCGAAUGGGUCAAGUUCUGCAAGAAUCUGUUCGGUGGCUUCGCCAUGUUGCUGUGGAUCGGUGCUAUAUUGUGCUUUGUGGCCUACUCUAUUCAGGCCACUACCAGCGAGGAGCCAGCCGAUGAUAACUUGUAUCUGGGUAUUGUACUUUCCGCUGUCGUCAUUGUGACAGGCAUUUUCUCUUACUACCAGGAAUCGAAAAGCUCCAAGAUUAUGGAGUCGUUCAAGAACAUGGUGCCCCAGUUUGCUACAGUUAUUCGCGAGGGCGAGAAAUUGACGCUGCGCGCCGAGGAUCUCGUACUGGGUGAUGUCGUUGAAGUGAAAUUCGGUGAUCGUAUUCCAGCUGAUAUACGCAUCAUUGAGGCGCGUAAUUUCAAGGUAGACAACUCUUCGCUUACUGGUGAAUCUGAGCCGCAGUCGCGUGGCGCUGAGUUCACACACGAGAACCCGUUGGAGACCAAGAACUUGGCCUUCUUCUCGACCAAUGCUGUGGAAGGCACUGCCAAGGGUGUUGUCAUUAGCUGCGGUGAUCACACCGUGAUGGGCCGCAUUGCUGGCUUGGCCUCCGGUCUGGAUACCGGCGAGACCCCAAUUGCGAAGGAAAUCCAUCAUUUCAUUCACUUGAUCACCGGCGUCGCUGUAUUCCUGGGUGUCACCUUCUUCGUCAUUGCAUUCAUUUUAGGCUACCACUGGCUGGAUGCUGUCAUCUUCCUCAUCGGUAUUAUCGUGGCCAACGUGCCCGAAGGUCUGCUGGCCACUGUCACCGUGUGCCUGACCCUUACCGCCAAGCGUAUGGCCUCGAAGAACUGCUUGGUCAAGAAUUUGGAAGCCGUCGAAACCCUGGGCUCUACCUCCACCAUUUGCUCUGACAAGACCGGCACACUCACCCAAAACCGCAUGACAGUCGCUCACAUGUGGUUCGAUAAUCAGAUCAUUGAAGCUGAUACCACUGAAGAUCAGUCGGGUGUUCAAUACGAUAGAACUAGCCCUGGAUUCAAGGCGCUCUCUCGCAUUGCCACUCUCUGUAACCGUGCCGAGUUCAAAGGUGGCCAGGAUGGUGUGCCAAUUCUCAAGAAGGAAGUCAGCGGUGACGCCUCCGAGGCUGCUCUGCUCAAGUGCAUGGAGCUGGCCUUGGGCGAUGUUAUGAAUAUUCGCAAGCGCAACAAGAAGAUUGCCGAGGUGCCCUUCAACUCGACCAACAAAUACCAAGUGUCCAUUCACGAGACCGAGGACUCAAACGAUCCACGCCAGCUGCUGGUCAUGAAGGGUGCACCCGAGCGCAUACUCGAGCGCUGCUCGACCAUCUUCAUCAACGGCAAGGAAAAGGUGCUCGACGAGGAGAUGAAGGAGGCAUUCAACAAUGCUUACAUGGAGCUGGGAGGCCUGGGCGAACGUGUGUUGGGCUUCUGCGACUUUAUGCUGCCAUCUGAUAAAUAUCCCAUUGGAUUUAAGUUCAACACCGACGAUAUUAACUUCCCCAUCGACAAUCUACGCUUUGUGGGCCUUAUGUCCAUGAUUGAUCCUCCCCGUGCUGCUGUGCCCGAUGCUGUUGCCAAGUGCCGUUCCGCUGGUAUUAAGGUCAUCAUGGUCACUGGUGAUCAUCCAAUUACUGCCAAAGCCAUUGCCAAAUCCGUUGGCAUUAUCUCUGAGGGCAACGAGACCAUUGAGGAUAUUGCCCAACGCCUUAACAUCCCCGUCUCCGAAGUCAACCCACGUGAGGCCAAGGCUGCCGUUGUCCACGGCGCUGAGCUGCGUGAUGUGUCCUCCGAUCAGCUCGACGAGAUUCUGCGCUAUCACACCGAAAUCGUAUUCGCUCGUACCUCGCCCCAGCAGAAGCUCAUCAUUGUCGAGGGUUGCCAGCGCAUGGGCGCCAUUGUGGCCGUCACUGGUGAUGGUGUCAACGAUUCGCCUGCCUUGAAGAAGGCCGAUAUUGGUGUUGCUAUGGGUAUUGCCGGCUCCGAUGUGUCCAAGCAGGCUGCUGACAUGAUCUUGUUGGACGACAACUUUGCCUCUAUUGUGACUGGUGUUGAGGAGGGUCGCUUGAUCUUCGACAAUCUGAAGAAGUCCAUUGCCUACACUCUGACCUCCAACAUACCCGAAAUCUCGCCCUUCUUGGCCUUCAUCCUCUGCGAUAUUCCACUGCCAUUGGGUACUGUAACAAUUCUGUGCAUCGAUUUGGGCACUGACAUGGUGCCAGCCAUUUCAUUGGCCUACGAACAUGCUGAAGCCGAUAUUAUGAAGCGUCCGCCACGUGACCCAUUCAACGAUAAAUUAGUGAACUCAAGAUUGAUUUCCAUGGCCUAUGGACAAAUUGGCAUGAUCCAAGCUGCUGCCGGUUUCUUUGUCUACUUCGUUAUUAUGGCUGAGAACGGUUUCUUGCCCAUGAAACUGUUUGGCAUUCGUAAGAUGUGGGACUCUAAGGCCGUCAACGAUCUAACUGACUCCUAUGGCCAGGAAUGGACUUAUCGCGAUCGCAAGACUUUGGAGUACACCUGCCACACGGCUUUCUUCAUCUCGAUUGUGGUUGUGCAGUGGGCCGAUUUGAUCAUCUGUAAGACGCGCCGAAACUCCAUCUUCCACCAGGGAAUGCGCAACUGGGCUUUGAACUUUGGCCUCGUUUUCGAAACAGUGCUGGCUGCCUUCCUCUCCUACUGCCCGGGCAUGGACAAGGGUCUGCGCAUGUAUCCGUUGAAGCUCGUCUGGUGGUUCCCAGCCAUUCCAUUCAUGUUGGCCAUCUUUAUCUAUGAUGAGACCCGUCGCUUCUACUUGCGUCGCAACCCAGGCGGCUGGUUGGAGCAGGAGACAUACUAUUAA
Messenger RNA from Drosophila busckii, 3465 nucleotides. RefSeq names its product sodium/potassium-transporting ATPase subunit alpha (gene Atpalpha). The transcript has 9 exons. Gene Ontology annotation, molecular function: P-type sodium:potassium-exchanging transporter activity; ATP hydrolysis activity; ATP binding. The coding region runs from base 457 to 3465 and encodes 1002 amino acids. Lineage: Eukaryota; Metazoa; Arthropoda; Insecta; Diptera; Drosophilidae. The record is from RefSeq and is a predicted model, not a curated record. Gene Ontology annotation, cellular component: membrane. Gene Ontology annotation, biological process: intracellular potassium ion homeostasis; sodium ion export across plasma membrane; potassium ion import across plasma membrane.